This is a messenger RNA of Cladophialophora carrionii CBS 160.54, 849 nucleotides long. RefSeq lists its product as uncharacterized. Lineage: Eukaryota; Fungi; Ascomycota; Eurotiomycetes; Chaetothyriales; Herpotrichiellaceae. Gene Ontology annotation, molecular function: oxidoreductase activity, acting on the CH-OH group of donors, NAD or NADP as acceptor. The transcript is spliced from 2 exons. The record is from RefSeq and is a predicted model, not a curated record. The coding region runs from base 1 to 849 and encodes 282 amino acids.
AUGGCCCCUUUCCCAUCACUGACCAAAGAAUGGCAUUCGGAGCCUUACCCGUCCAUUGAUCCAACUCGACCGGAGUUAUCGGCCAAGGGUAAAGUCAUCGCCAUCACAGGUGGAGAAGGCAGUAUCGGCAUAGCUGUGGCCAGGGCCUUUGCUCGUGCCGGCGCCGAACGCAUUGCGAUCGUCGGCCGCUCGGUUGACCGUUGGAGCAACGCCAAGAGAGAGAUCGAAUGCCUGGGGGCGCGGGUGCUGGCCGUCCGCGGCGACAUCUCAGAUGGUCCCUCGAUCCAUAGUGCCUUUGCAACCAUCGAGAGAGAAUUCGGCAAGGUAGACGUCGCGGUCGCCAAUGCAGGAUAUCUCCCCAGGUUCAGUUCAAUCCCAGAAGCCGAUCCUGACGAGUGGUGGAAAGGCUUCGAGGUCAACACAAAGGGGGCCUUCAACACCUCGCGCGCCUUUCUGGCUGUGGCGGCGCCGGAAGCCUAUCUCGUGGACAUUUCUUCAGGCAUUGUCCACAUGCCAGCCAAGCCCGGUGCUUCCAGUUAUAUUUCAUCCAAGCUGGCGGCGACGAAGGUGUAUGAGACAGUCGCGGCUGAAAACGAGAGUCUCCAUGUCGUUUAUAUUCAUCCCGGAGUGGUCCGUAGCGAGUUGAGUCGCAAGGCUGGUAUGACGGCGAUGGAUUCAGCUGACCUUGCCGGCCAGUUUGUCUUGUGGGCAGUUAGUCCGGAGGCCAAGUUUCUUCGCAACAAAUAUCUGUGGGCCAACUGGGAUGUAGACGAGCUGAAACGGCGCCGGGAAGAGUUGGGACAGCCGCACCAGUUGAACAUCAGAAUGAAUGGACUACCUCUCUGCUAA